AUGCUCAAACACUCACUGAUUCAGCUCACCCUCUGCUUGCUUCUUGGAGCAGGCAGGCCCUUGGAGUAUUCUUGGAGUAUUGCCAGGCCCUUCAGCCAUUCAAGAGCUUCUCAAGGCUACCUGCCAGAGGUCCUGGGGGUGGAGCCUGGGGAGGGGAGAAAGCGUAAGGCCGCACAGAGUCCACCCUCCAAAGCAGCCCCUUCCUCCACGGGGACUGAUCUCCAGAGACUGCAGGACACCUGCAAUUCCCGAAGAUCUCCAGGGUCCACGUGGAGGUGGCCGAAGCCAGGAGAGUCACACAGGCUGGAGAACAGAAGGCAAGGCGGGAAGCUCCACGCUGUCCACCGAGAAUCCUGGCAGCCCACGGGGAGGAGAAGGGCCCCUGCUCAGCCUUCAGCUCCUCCGGUUGGUUCCUGCCUGGCUCCCCCGACCUCGCAACGCCCCCGCCCCGCCCAGGCUUCCGGAGGGAGGCGCCCAGAGGAGCGCCUUUUCCGAGGGAGCACAGCGCGGCCGCCCCACAGACGGGCUUUCUCUGGCUUCUGCAGCCCGGAGCUCCUCGCCAUGGCCGCGCCACUGCUGUUCCUGGGGGCCCUGCUGGGGGUGGCGCCCUCCGCCGCCUCCUCCUCCUCCAUUGCUCCGCCCGCCGCCUCCCAAGCCAGCGCCGCCCCGACGGUGGAGGUGACUUUGGGGGUGCUGCUGCCUGAGAGCAACCUGAGCUACCCCUGGGCCUGGCCGCGCGUCCAACCCGCCCUGAGCCUGGCCCUGGAGGCGCUGGAGCCCCAACUGCGCCCCCUAGGCCUCGCCGUGCGCACCGCCUUCGCCUCCACUGAAGACUGGGAGGGCAUCUGCGACGGCAAAGAGGCCGAGUUCAUGGCGGGGGUUCUGAAGCGCUCCCACGACCCCGACGUGCUGCUGGGGCUGGGCUGCCUCUUCACAAGCAUCAAAGCGGCGCGCUUAGCCCAGCGCUGGCAGCUGCCGCUCCUUCGAGCCGGGGUCUACCACCAUGAACCGGAUUACGCCACGACCGUGUACGCCGGCCCGGCGGGGCCCGGCCUCGGAGCCUUCGUGGCCCAGCUGCGCCGUCACUUCAACUGGACCGCCCCCGUCGCCCCCUUUGUCUACUGCGGCCGCCACGCAUAUUACUGGGAAUCCUGCGUCUACCUGGCGAACCCUGCAGUAAACCCCCUCAAUUUCACCAGCCACUUACACGACUAUGAGCAGCCGGAGGAGGCUGUCCGGUUCAUCGAGGCCAAGGGGCGAGUGGUCUACAUCUGUGGGCCCCUGGAGAUGUUGCAGCAGAUCAUGCGCCUGGCGCAGGCUCAGAACAUGACCACCGGUGACUACGUCUUCUUCUAUCUGGAUGUUCGGGGAGAAAGCCUGAGAGCUGAGGGGCAUCGUGAGGCAGCCAAGCCCUGGCAGAGCAAGGAGAGCCAAGAUACAGGAGUCCUCCGAGAGGCCUUCCAGACGGUGCUUGUGGUCACUCCCCAUGAGCCCCAAACCCCCGAAUACCGGCGUUUCCAGAGCCAGCUGAUCUUGCGUGCCAAGAGAGACUUCGGUGUGGCAGUGAAUGACUCAAUGGGGACCCUGGUGGCCGGUUGCUUCCACGAUGUGCUGCUGCUGUAUCUCAGGGCCCUGAGUGAAACACUCCUGGAAGGUGGAACCAAGAGGGAUAUCAGCCGCAUCCUGGAGAAGAUGAGGGGACUGAAAAUCGAGGGUGUCACUGGGACGGUGAGCCUCAACAGCAAAAAUGACCGAGAGAUGGAUUAUGACCUGUGGGCCAUGAGGGAUGUGGAGAGUGGAGAAUUCCAGGUAGUGGGUCAUUACAUGGAAUCAGAGAAGCGGAUCAACUGGACGAGGCCCAUCCAUUGGAAGAAGGGGGGCCCUCCUCACGACAACCCGUCCUGUGUCUUCAACACGGAGGACCCCUCCUGUCGUAAGGGGAGUGGAUUGAUUGCCAAGCAGUUCAGCCAUUCAGGAGCAUCUCAAGACCACCUGCCAGCUUUGUCAAAGGAGCUUUUGGGGAAGCGCCCGCAGGCUGCAGUGGGCGCCACAGGUGGUGGGGCAGGUGCUCCGAGAUAA
Messenger RNA from Heteronotia binoei (common prickly gecko), 2079 nucleotides. Its product is annotated as atrial natriuretic peptide receptor 2-like. NCBI's taxonomy places the organism in Eukaryota, Metazoa, Chordata, Lepidosauria, Squamata, Gekkonidae. Gene Ontology annotation, molecular function: signaling receptor activity; peptide hormone binding. Gene Ontology annotation, cellular component: membrane. Bases 1 to 2079 code for a protein of 692 amino acids. The record is from RefSeq and is a predicted model, not a curated record. The transcript is spliced from 9 exons.